AGCGGAGGGGCGCGGAGCGGAGCGGAGGGGCGCGGAGCGGGGGCGGCGGAGGGGCGCGCAGCGAGCGCUAUGCCUUUAACGGCGCGCGGGGCAGGCAUGCCGAGCGCGUAGUGCGGGAAAGUCGAGGCGGGGUUAAAGUUCAGCUCAUGGAGCGGCUCCGCGCUGGCUGCAGUUUGGCAGAGUUGGAAAUGUGAAAGCAAGAAGCAGGCUCGGGGCUCCCCCUCCUCUCCUCUCUCUCUCUCUUUUUUCCCCUCCUCUCUCUCCCUCUCCCUCUGUCUCUCUCCCCCUCUCUCUCUCCCUCUCUCCCCGCACACGCACACCUCCAAACCGCAGCCCCCCGCAGCAGUCAUGUAUUCUCCGCUCUGUCUCACCCAGGAUGAAUUUCAUCCCUUCAUCGAAGCACUUCUGCCUCACGUCCGAGCGUUUGCAUACACGUGGUUCAACCUGCAAGCCCGAAAAAGAAAAUACUUCAAAAAACAUGAAAAACGCAUGUCAAAAGAGGAAGAGAGAGCCGUGAAGGACGAACUGCUAAGUGAAAAACCCGAGGUAAAGCAAAAAUGGGCAUCCAGACUUCUGGCAAAGCUCCGGAAAGAUAUCAGGCCUGAAUUUCGGGAGGAUUUUGUUCUCACAGUCACAGGAAAAAAGCCUCCGUGUUGCGUUCUUUCCAAUCCAGACCAGAAGGGCAAGAUGAGAAGAAUUGACUGCCUUCGCCAGGCAGAUAAGGUCUGGAGGUUGGACCUUGUUAUGGUGAUUUUAUUUAAAGGUAUUCCGCUCGAAAGUACUGAUGGCGAGCGCCUUGUAAAGUCCCCACAGUGCUCUAACCCCGGGCUGUGCGUACAGCCCCACCAUAUAGGAGUUUCUGUUAAGGAACUCGAUUUAUAUUUGGCAUACUUUGUGCACGCAGCAGGACAUUUGGGCUUCCAGGACAGUUUUGUCACAUCAGGUGUUUUCAGUGUGACUGAGCUAGUAAGAGUCUCACAAACACCGAUAGCUGCAGGAACAGGCCCUAAUUUCUCCCUCUCAGAUUUGGAAAGUUCUUCAUACUACAGCAUGAGCCCAGGAGCAAUGAGGAGGUCGUUACCUAGCACAUCCUCUACCAGCUCCACAAAACGUCUCAAGUCUGUGGAGGAUGAGAUGGACAGCCCUGGUGAGGAGCCGUUCUACACAAGCCAAGGGCGCUCUCCAGGCAGUGGCAGCCAGUCCAGUGGAUGGCAUGAAGUGGAGCCAGGAAGAGGAAACUCACUGGUCAAACCCUUGGACACCAGAAUAGUUGCAUGCAGUUUCCCAGGGAGCCAGAUAGCUCUAAAGCUUCCCAGAUAUCUAAGAAACCCCGAACACCGCGGAGCACUUCAUGGAAUGCCAUCGCCAACUACAUUAAAGAAGUCAGAGAAGUCUGGUUUCAGCAGUCCCUCGCCUUCGCAGACCUCCUCCCUUGGAACGGCUUUCACACAGCACCAUCGACCUGUCAUUACAGGACCCAGAGCAAGUCCACAUGCAACACCAUCGACUCUUCAUUUUCCAACAUCACCCAUUAUUCAACAGCCUGGGCCAUACUUCUCACACCCAGCAAUCCGCUAUCAUCCUCAGGAGACUCUGAAAGAGUUUGUCCAACUUGUCUGCCCCGACGCUGGUCAGCAGGCUGGACAGGUGGGGUUCCUAAAUCCCAAUGGUAGCAGCCAAGGCAAGGUGCACAAUCCAUUCCUUCCUACCCCAAUGUUGCCACCACCACCUCCGCCACCAAUGGCUAGGCCUGUGCCUCUGCCAGUGCCAGACACAAAACCUCCAACCACAUCAACAGAAGGAGGGGCCACCUCUCCCACUUCUCCAACCUACUCGACACCCAGCACCUCCCCCGCAAACCGAUUCGUCAGUGUUGGACCACGGGAUCCAAGCUUUGUAAAUAUCCCUCAACAGACUCAGUCCUGGUACCUGGGAUAAAAGUCUCCGCUUCCCACCACGCACCGGACAGACCACCAGACCCCUUCCCACCUCUGUAACACGGAAGCAGCAGCAACGCAGCGCAGCGACUUCACAUCGGCGGAAGGGGAGGCGAGCAGACACCGACAGCAAACUCGUACAUGGAAAUGGCAAACGUUAUGGUUGAAUGGCAAAGGCCGUAACUUUCUCUCGAGAUUUGAUUUUAAUUUUUCUUUUAUUUUUUUUUAAUUUUUUUUUCUUUUUUUUUUCUUUUUUUUUUUUUUUUUAGACAACUUUAGGACUGUUGUAAUUUCUCAAAUGGUGCUGGAAAUGGUUGGGCUUCAUAACUUUUGAAGUGUUUCAUUGGUAGUGUAAGCGUUAGGUGACACUGAGUAGAACUAGCCUCUGCUGCUGCUUACCAACUCGCUGUUGUAACACACUUUCCAUAUGGAGCCUAACUGUUUUACAGUAUCCUCAUCGGAUUUUCCCAUACAGGUGUGAGACUUCUUGAGAAAUCAUGAAACACACUUAAACUAUAACUUUUGUAGUAGCUGAAUUCUGCAAUAUAUAACUUACCGGACAGACAUAGAGCAUGUUUUUUUUUUUUUUCUGUAACAUAUCGGGGAAAAAAAAAAAUGCAGGUUUCUUUUUUUUGUUGUUAUUGUUGUUGGGGUUUUUUUUUCUUUUUUUUUUUUUUUUUUUUUACAGUCGGCACUUAGAGACGUAACAUGAACCAUAAGAGCAUUGUCAACAAUUUUUUUCCACUCGAUUGCAGAGCGAUUUAAAACAUCAAACUACUACUAUUCACUAAAAAAAAAAAAAAGAAAAAAAAGAAAAAAGUUUGAAAUGCUGCACUUACAUUUAAAAAAAAACAUUUUUCAACAAUUUUCAACAAUUACACAAAAAUUCACGCAGAAAUGGGGAAGUUGGUCUGUUUUGACAGAAACUGACAGGAAUCAAUCAAAACAAUCGAAUUUUGAAUUGAGUAAAGUGCAAUUUCAUUGGAUAGCUAAAUAUCUUUGUAAGAUAGAGAUUGUUGAAAAUUCUAUUUUUGUUUUCCAAGUCCUUCCACCCCAGGACUCUAAAUUAUUGGGGUAAAAAACAGCCUUGCAAGAAAAAGGGGAGCUAUUUUUGCUUUUUAUGUUUUUUAUUGUUGAACUUGUAUCCCUUUAAAACUGAAGGAAAAUUAAAAAAAAAAAAAACAAAUCUAAUGGUGCUUUUACCACAAUAUGUUAACUACAUUAAAUGCUAAUUAAUCAUUUUCUGUUAUCAAAGCACAUAACUAAAAUGAAAUCAUAAUAUCUGUUAAUUUUAUAAGCUAAAAGUCACUAUAAUGGAUUAUGCCAAUUCUGACAAAUUUUACGUGUUUCCGGCAAUAUAGGGUUUAUCAGUUCUCAAACACCUUGGGAAUAAGAGAGAACGGUCCAGAAAGUAAAACACCUUCGUGUCCCUGAACUGGUACAUUUUCUGGACUGUGAAGAAAUCAUUACAGAAACGAACGAUGCUGAUCUUCUUACAACUUAUGCCAGUUCAAAGCAAGGGCACUUGCUGAAGAAGAAAAAAAAAAAAAAAAAAAAAACAAAAUAAGUAGAAAAUGGAAAAAAAAAAAAAAAAAAAAAAAAAAAAGAAGUUUGGACCCCAAACGUCCUGUAUCUUAUGUACAAAAAAAAGGAAAAAAAAAGAAAAAAAAAAGAGUGCAAGUGAUUUUUUCUAUCAGACAGCGGAGCACCCCUUUGCUUCACAUGCAACUUUAAGAAGGUUUCCUAUACUAUACAUAUAUAUACGUUCUGGUUGGCAAGUCCAGCUAAUCAGAGAAAGUCUCUGCAUGUUCUAGUGUUAGUAACUAAUUUUUAUAUAGUUAAUGUAGGGUAAAGUAGAGUGCAUUAAGACACAAUAUUGUAAUCCCUAUUCCAGGCACUUGCCUUUAAACUAUGUUUGUUCGACCCUUCAGAAGGGUUUCUACUACUGUCCUAUACAAUCAAGUAACUGAAAUUCUUGGGAAGACACUUUGCUCCUCAUCUUUUCCCUGAAACGAUGUUUUGUUUUGUUUUCUUAAUUUGCACGAAACAAAAAAAAAAAAAAAUUCCAUAUCAAUGUGCCUUGCCCUGGAUAGCGAUUAUUUGUGGAAUUGUUGCACAUGUUCCUAUAUUGAAAGGGGUUUUUCCCUAGUCAAGCAUUUGGAGACACUUUUUGUAAAUGUGACUUUUAUGUCAGCCAUUGUCAGUUCCAACAUCUAGAAUUAAAUAGGAUGUUAGUUGUUCCGCAGAUAGGAGUAGUGUUUAUUGUCCUGUAUGGUCAGUGGCAGUGCUAUUCUGAGAUCUGUAGAUGCUAGAUUAUCAGUAUUUUUGGAUGUUGCUGCAUUUUACCUUUUAUUUGGAGUCUUCCUUUUUUUGUUUUGUUUUCUCCCAGAUAUAUGAAAAUAUGCAAUACCUGCUUAUAUCAUGUAGAAAAGCUUAGCAAUUAUUAAUUUUUCUUUUAAUUUUUUUUUAUUUGACCAAAGUUGGUGCUGCACUUGACGCAGUGUGUUUUAGGUGUUUGUCUUUGUACUUUUGUGAUUUUUGAAUGCACAUGCAGGAAGGGCUCUUCUUAGAGAAGCAGUCAAACUGUGAAGCACUAAGCUGAACCCUGCUUCAAGCAAUUUUUGUUUUACAACUGUUCCUUUCACAAGCAAGCCUUAAAAAAAAAAAAAACUUCCUUUUUCUUCAGAUCCCACACCCAUUUUUAUUAGCAGACUGCAAUCAAUCCACAUUCAAUAAAAGUAUAUAAUGCCCAUUUUUAUAUGCACGUUUUUAAACUUCCAAGUUCUGAAAAUUGUUUACUGGUUAUUCUCUAUUUAAGGAAAAAAUAAAAUGUUUUGGAUUUUCAUAUGUGUCUGAUAAGUGGUUGAGUAGUCAUUUUGCUCUAUUGUAUUGUGUGAUUGUUAGUAUAUGGUAUCACAUCCUCUAGCCAGCAUCCUUUGCCUUCCCUAUAGCACUUAGCUGGGCAUUACUUUAUUAAGACAUAUGUGCACUAAAAAAAAAAAAAUAGCAGCUUUCAGUGCUUCACAGUGAAGGGAAAAAAGCCUAGACAAACAUUUUGUCAGAACCUUGCUAUGAGACAAGGUAUUACCAGUAAAUUGGUUGUAUAUACAAUAAAAUUGCACCCUUUUUUAAACAAAACAAACUAAGCAAUAGUUUGGGCAGUUAGUUGUUUUUAGUGAGCAUGUUGUAGUCAUGGCUGCAAAGAGAGAGAAUUAAACUGCCCACUCAGAAGAUAUGUAAUUUGUAUGUUGUAUAGUUUUAUUGAUUACACUGAUUUAUUCUACCCUAUUUUAUAAUGCAGGACUUUUGUAAUGUUGUUUAAAUGAGGAAAAAUUUCUGUCAAAUUAGCUUAGUGGAAUUUCUGAUUGUUCGUUAUAAAGGCAGCGUUCAUAGAAUUGCUUUUUUUUUUUUUUUUCCUUUGGGAACUGGAUUUAAGUUAAAAACUUUCCCGUUUCCUUUUUUUGUAUGUAUUUAAAUACAGUUAUUUUUCUUCUCUCAAUGGUAUAGCAUAUUCCUAUGCUUGAGAAGUAUAGGCUACUGAAGAACCAUUGUAAAUGGACAUUACAGGUAUGCUGUAUUUUUGAAGGUAUUUUUGUCAUAUUAAGUUUGAUGACGCUAAAGUUAGGGAACUCUGAGCAGAAUUGCGAGAAAAAAAAAUGUUUUAAAGGCUUUAAAACAUUAGGUAGGAGGUCAAGGGUGUUAACCAACAGGGGUUGUAAAGUAUUACACACUAAAUUCAGUUUGCGUUCACCUUCCUCUCACGCAGGAAACGCGGCAGUUCCGUUCUGUGCAGGUGUAGAGAACAAACAGUGUUGUAGUCCUCCUUCAGAGGAGCGGGGAGGCGAGCAGGGAUGGGCAGGAGGGAUGGAGCAUCCAUCCCUCCCUCUCUCCAUCCCUCCAUCCAUCCAUCCAUCCAUCCCUGGAUGGUGGCGCCGUGCGGGCGGCGGCAGAGCCCCGGCCCCGCGCCGGGCGCUCCUUUGGAGUCACCCAAAAACUUUAUUUUGUUUUUUUCUUUUUUUUCCUCCCCGCCUCCUUCUCUCCAGAACUGUCAGACGCACAAAUUCUCUGACCUGUGCCCACCCCGCCCACCCAAAUUUAAAGCCCUAGGGAUGGCUUAGCGCGAAUUGACUUUUUCCCGAGUUAAUUCCUUUCUUGUUUCCCCACUUUUUUCGGGUUUUUUAAAAAAAGAUUUUUUUUUUUUUUGGAGCGAGGGCACUUGCUUUUCUCAUGCCGCACACCCCAGCAAUGCCAUUAUUAUUUAUUCUUCUUCCUUUAUAACAAAAAAGACUUUCGGGCUUCGAGUUUAGGCAGCCAUGGUACACUUUGUCUCUGUUGCUUGUUCCCCCUCCCCUUAAGGUCGAAGGGGAAAAGAAACACCAAGUUUUCUCAACUCCACAGUAUUCAGUCAGCCCACAGGAAUAUGCAAAAUCCCUCUAACAUUUUUUUUUUCUUUCUCUAGUUCUCUUUGUUCCGUAUAUUUGCAGCUUUGUAGUAACAGUGUUAUAAAAUAUUUACUGUACAAAAAUACAAAAAAACCCAGAUACAUAGCCUAAAACAGUUUUUUUUUCCUUGUGGUGAAUUAUUUUUUUUUAAGAAUGUCAGUUAAUAUUGUACUUUGCAUUGUGUCUCUGGAAAUAUCUUUUUUUUUUCUUUUUUUUUUAUUGGUAGAAGGCCUCCAUCGAACAAAAUUAAAACCAUAACCGGCAUGACAAUGUAAGGAGAGCUUCAAUGGCACCUAAACAAUAAAUAAAUAACAAAAAUCAACCUCAUGAGGUCUGUCGGAGGCAGGUCUUGUGAAGUUAACACUGCCUGCUAGGCAGGAUUUUCAUUAAAUCAAGCUUACAAUGCCAAUUUUGUCUUGAAGUCAAUGCAUGUAUUACUGUUUGACAGUAAACCCAGCUAUGCCAUCAUCAAGUCCAAGGCUGCGCAAUAGUCUAAUUAGUAUCGAGUACAUUUUCCUUUUAUUUUUUCCAAUAAAAAAGCAGUGGGAUGAAAAUUGCUUUGAUAUAUAGCAGGUAACAUUGAAGCUAUUCCAUAGCACUUAACUGUAGUGAAUACUGUGUCACCAAUUCUGAAAUCAAUUUAAUGUUUAAUGCAAAUCCAUUACAUGGUGCUAUUACAGGCUGGCAAAAUGAUUUACAAAAAUGUGACAACUUGGGCUCAAUUCACUCUGCUUUCCAACAAUGUAAAUGCAUAGCAGUGUUUAUCUGCAUGAAAACUAUGCACUAAUCUAUCUGAAAAAAAAAAAAAGAAAAGAAUAUAUCAACUUUGGUAUCUACUUUCCGUUUACUUCGAUCCUUGCCUUUUCGGUCAUUGUUAUAAUGCCAGCUUUAGGACAGAAAGAAUUAUAAGAAAACCAGCAUAAUACCUGAUAUAUUAAAAUGUAGUGCCUGUGAAAUCUGUAUUAUAUUGCUCUUCUGAAGUAAGAUUUUUCUACACCGGUAGCCUUCGCUGUCUGUCAGAACCUUCUGAUAUAGGUGAUGUAAAAUAACCGUACAAUAUUAAUGCAUGCUAUUCCAUAAUGCUUAGUAGCUGUAUGAAUAUUACUCAAAGUUAUGUUAGUCUUUUUUUCUGACUUGGUUCUUGUCAGAUAGGUUUAAAGAUAUUUCACUGAGAACGCAAAUUCUGUCUUUAUUGAUUUGGGGUGUUUUCAGUAUUUUGGAGGUAUACAUUUACUUAAAUUCAGUAUUACUUGUGUUUUGGGUUUUUUUUCUUUUUUUUCUUUUUUUUUCCUUUUCUUUUUUUUUUUUUCUUUUUUUUUUUUUUUUUUUUUUUUUUUUUUUCCUAGAGGGCAGGACAUGGUGUUUGAGACCAGAAAUCCGUGCCUGGUAAGAAUUUUCGUCUCGAAAAGCUACCCUAAGAAUUCAGAGAGCUUGCUCUGAAGAACAGUUCAAAUUGAAGGGACAGUCCUUUAAAACCCACAAACGAGACCGAGCUCAUGUUGCGAGAGAUUUCUUAAUGGGCAGCGGUGAACCAGGUACCCAUGCUUGACCCUUCUUCACACCAGACUUCCUCAUAUAGAAAGAAAAAAACCCUUUUAAAAAAAAAAAAAAAAAAAAAAAAAAAAGAAAAAAAGAAAAAAAAAACCUCAUGUGGUUGUUUAGUUUCAUGCACAGUUGCAAUAUUUUUCUUCAAACAAAACUCUGUACAAAACUUUGGGCCCGAUUCAUAAAAGCUCCUUUGCUAUUAACACGGGAGGCUGGUGGGCUUUUCUCCUCCAAAAUUGAGGGUGGGCUUCGCCCUGGCGAGCCCCGCUGGCCCUGCUCUCCCUCCCCUUCCCCUCUCCGGCUCCCCCAGCCCCGCGGAGCCCAGGAACGGGUGGGAAGGGGCCGUGGAGGAGGCGAGGCAGGACCAUGCUCCGAGCCCCAGAGGUGCAGGUUGGCAGGAGGAAAAGGAAAAGGGGGAGGACGGCUCCGGCCUCACAAAAGAGAUCUUGUCCAGAACAAAACGCUCUCGAUCGCUACCUCUGAGCUCUAGAGAAACCCUCCGUCGCCCGCAAUGUGAACUUUUGUACUUUGGAUGCUUUUUUUAUUUUUUUUUUUUUUUAAUAGGGAAGACUGUUUUCCACUUAGUUAAUCUUCUAUGCUCGAGCAUGAACAAAAACAAUUGUGUUGGGUGAAAUUCCACCCCCCCACCCCCCUUUUAUCUGCAUCCACAAAUUAAUAUGAGGGGAAAAACAAAAGGAAGAUGAGUUUCUAGACGGAGCAUGGUAGGGCGAGAGUGCCCGGCUCGGCAUCCGCCACCGACGCCGCUCGUCCUUGUUGCACCUGCUGCCUUGGGGACAGGGCCACGAAAUUCUUGGGAAAUACAAUCAAGGAGAAAUCUCCAUUUUGGCCGGCUGUGCAGGUUCUCCUGAGCUCUGCCCCAGCCCAGCCCAGUCCCUCAGUGGCGGGUUGAGACUCGAGGCGCUAAAAUUUCCACCGGCCGUGUGAAAGAUCUGCUGCAAAUUCACUUGACACCCGUGUUAAUACCAUGUCGUGUUCAUUUUUUUUUUAUGAGUCAGGCCCCUCGUGCCUCUAGUAUACUUGUAUUGACUCUCAUAGUUACCAUUUUAGUUUUACUGUGUUCUGUGAAAAAAAUUGUAAUUGGUUGAGAAUCACUGUGGGCAUCCAUUCUUAUUCAACUAAGUCUCCGCAGGUUUUUUGAGCUGGUGUGGAUUAGUUUAACUCUUGUAUUCAACCAUUAGUGCUACCACCUUCUCACAUUACAAUACAAUUACUGGAAGCAAGUACUGCAUUUCCUAUGCAACAAAAAAGGAAAAUAAAAAAUUGCUAAUGCUAA
Molecule: messenger RNA, 9218 nt
Organism: Oenanthe melanoleuca
Lineage: Eukaryota; Metazoa; Chordata; Aves; Passeriformes; Muscicapidae
Gene: NFIA
Product: nuclear factor I A
Exons: 12
Coding region: 349-1938 (529 amino acids)
Biological process (GO): regulation of transcription by RNA polymerase II
Cellular component (GO): nucleus
Molecular function (GO): DNA-binding transcription factor activity, RNA polymerase II-specific; RNA polymerase II cis-regulatory region sequence-specific DNA binding
Source: RefSeq, a predicted model, not a curated record